Molecule: messenger RNA, 2050 nt
Organism: Micropterus salmoides (largemouth bass)
Lineage: Eukaryota; Metazoa; Chordata; Actinopteri; Centrarchiformes; Centrarchidae
Gene: psmc4
Product: proteasome 26S subunit, ATPase 4
Exons: 11
Coding region: 124-1338 (404 amino acids)
Biological process (GO): proteasome-mediated ubiquitin-dependent protein catabolic process
Cellular component (GO): proteasome regulatory particle, base subcomplex
Molecular function (GO): ATP hydrolysis activity; proteasome-activating activity; ATP binding
Source: RefSeq, a predicted model, not a curated record
CGUCAGUUGGUAGGCAUAUUUCAACAUGGAGGACAUCGUAGCUGUAGAAAAGAGCCCGGUAUGAAUUAGGAAGAUUGUUUCCUGUUUUGCAACUAACUAAUUGACAGAGUUUCUGUGGACGAAAUGCCAGCAAUACUGACCUCCAGACCUCAGACAGGUCUGUCCUUUCUGGCACCAGAACCAGAAGAUCUUGAGGACCUUUACAGCCGAUACAAGAAGCUGCAACAGGAACUGGAGUUCCUGGAGGUGCAGGAGGAGUACAUCAAAGAUGAGCAGAAGAACCUGAAGAAAGAGUUCCUCCAUGCCCAGGAGGAGGUGAAGAGGAUACAGAGCAUCCCACUUGUCAUUGGCCAAUUCCUGGAAGCUGUUGACCAGAACACAGCCAUUGUUGGUUCCACUACAGGGUCCAACUACUAUGUGCGCAUCCUGAGCACCAUCGACAGAGAGCUGCUGAAACCCAAUGCCUCAGUGGCCUUGCACAAGCACAGCAACGCCCUAGUGGAUGUGCUCCCUCCUGAAGCUGACAGCAGCAUCAUGAUGCUGACGUCAGACCAAAAGCCAGAUGUGAUGUAUGCUGACAUUGGUGGAAUGGACAUUCAAAAGCAGGAAGUCAGAGAAGCUGUAGAGCUGCCACUCACACACUUUGAGCUCUACAAACAGAUUGGCAUUGACCCACCCAGGGGUGUCCUUAUGUACGGACCUCCAGGUUGUGGAAAGACUAUGUUGGCCAAGGCUGUGGCACACCAUACUACAGCGGCGUUCAUCCGUGUGGUGGGCUCUGAAUUUGUUCAGAAGUAUUUGGGUGAGGGCCCUCGUAUGGUUCGUGAUGUCUUCCGGCUGGCAAAGGAAAAUGCCCCGGCCAUAAUCUUCAUUGAUGAGAUCGAUGCCAUCGCCACAAAGCGUUUUGAUGCACAAACUGGAGCUGAUAGGGAGGUGCAGAGAAUCUUACUUGAGCUGCUUAAUCAAAUGGAUGGCUUUGACCAGAACGUCAAUGUCAAGGUGAUCAUGGCCACCAACAGAGCAGAUACGCUGGACCCUGCCUUGCUACGUCCUGGUCGUCUGGACAGAAAGAUUGAGUUCCCCCUGCCUGACCGCAGGCAGAAACGUCUCAUUUUCACCACCAUCACCAGUAAAAUGAACCUCUCUGAGGAGGUCGAUCUAGAGGACUAUGUGGCAAGACCAGACAAAAUCUCUGGAGCAGAUAUCAACUCCAUCUGCCAGGAGGCUGGCAUGUUGGCAGUGCGUGAGAAUAGGUAUAUCGUCCUGGCCAAAGACUUCGAAAAAGCUUACAAGACCGUCAUCAAAAAGGAUGAGCAGGAGCAUGAAUUCUACAAGUAGAGAGGAAAAACACAUCCUGGAGGGGGGGGGAUGGUGUCCAGACACACAAGUUUAUUAUUCAUUUACGUCUGUGUGUCGGUAUCUACAGUGAGUAUUUUGUGGAUUUGCAGUCCCUGACUUACAUUGAUUUUUUUUGGGACUAAAUUUACCCACUGUAGCACAAGGCUUAAUGUCAGAUUAGCCCUGUGUCUCCAGCCUUGAGAAGACACACUACCAUGUGAUGAAGUGUUUUUUGUACAGGCACUCUACUGGUUCCUAAAAAUAUCUGGCCCUGACUGUAGUUAGGAUAGAACAUUUGUAUCUCUAUGUAGUCACUUGACAAGACAAUACUUAAAAAUCCAUUAAAGAUGUUUUCCAUAAAAGAAAAAUGUAAAUGAUGGUCAUUGUUUUUCUGCCUGGAAAUGCAUGGCUUUUAAUUGAAGCUACUAUUAAAAUAGUAUUGUUGUUAUAGUUAUCAGUUGAAUGUUGUGAUUAGAGCUGCUGUGAGUAGUCAAUUUAUCAAUUAGUUGAGCGACAGGAAAUUAACUCUUGAUUGCUUAAUUCAUUGUUUAAGUCAUUUUUUAAAACAAAACUGCAAAAAAGUGGUUCCGGCUUCUCAAAUGUGAAUAUUGUUACGUUUUCUUAGUCUUCUAUGAUAUUAAAUUAAAUACAUUAUGGUUUUGGGUUGUUGGUUGGAAAAUUAAGAUAUUUGAAUAUAUCAUCUUAUGCUUUU